AUGAAGGGAGGAAUCAGAAUUCGACUGGCGCGAUUUGGCCGACGACACUCGCCCCUGUACAACAUUGUGGUGGCCAAGGCCGGCCAGCGACGAGACGGUUUGCCCAUCGAGGUGAUUGGCACAUACAACCCCAUUCCUGCCCCCCGGUCGCACGAGGAGCUCAAGAGAGGCGUGCUGCCGGUGAAGGACGUCGAGUUGGACUUUGAUCGAGCAAAGUACUGGAUUGGAACCGGUGCCCAGCCGUCGGACACUGCCACCCGGAUCCUGAUGCUGGCUGGCGUGCUCCCUGAGGACUGGAAGGGAGUCGACAAGAAGCAGUAG
Molecule: messenger RNA, 321 nt
Organism: Yarrowia lipolytica CLIB122
Lineage: Eukaryota; Fungi; Ascomycota; Dipodascomycetes; Dipodascales
Product: mitochondrial 37S ribosomal protein bS16m
Biological process (GO): mitochondrial translation
Cellular component (GO): ribosome; mitochondrial small ribosomal subunit
Molecular function (GO): structural constituent of ribosome
Source: RefSeq, a predicted model, not a curated record